Drosophila serrata is the source of this 719-nucleotide messenger RNA. RefSeq names its product mago, exon junction complex subunit (gene mago). Gene Ontology annotation, cellular component: exon-exon junction complex; nucleus; catalytic step 2 spliceosome. NCBI's taxonomy places the organism in Eukaryota, Metazoa, Arthropoda, Insecta, Diptera, Drosophilidae. The record is from RefSeq and is a predicted model, not a curated record. Gene Ontology annotation, biological process: RNA splicing.
AUCUCUAGCGCGUUUUCGGUAAAAGUGGAGAAAAUAAAAAGCAUUGUUCGCCGGAUUUUAAAUAAAACAUCACAGAGGAAUAUCUAGCAGCAUCAUGCCUACAGAGGACUUCUACUUGCGCUAUUACGUGGGCCACAAGGGCAAGUUCGGCCACGAGUUCUUGGAGUUCGAGUUCCGGCCGGACGGCAAGCUGCGCUAUGCCAACAAUUCCAACUACAAAAACGACACCAUGAUCCGCAAAGAGGCCUUCGUGCAUCAGUCCGUGAUGGAGGAGCUGAAGCGCAUCAUUAUCGACUCGGAGAUUAUGCAGGAGGACGAUCUGCCAUGGCCGCCACCAGACCGCGUUGGCCGCCAGGAACUGGAGAUCGUCAUCGGCGAUGAACACAUCUCGUUCACAACCUCGAAGACCGGCUCGUUGGUUGACGUGAACCGAUCGAAGGACCCCGAGGGACUGCGCUGCUUCUACUACCUAGUGCAGGAUCUCAAGUGCCUGGUCUUCUCACUCAUCGGCCUGCACUUCAAGAUCAAGCCCAUAUAAGCGAUACAUUCGAUUGUAAGCCUAAGCCUAUUUAACAGACGCAUUAUUUUUGGUAAUGAUCCUCUACAAAUACUUGUACCCGUAUUAGCUAUAAUGACAUCAUACUCUUGUGUACAGUUUGAGAAGUCUGGAUAAGUGAAAGAAUUCAACAAAAUGAAUAAAUACCGACAAUGAAGUAUGA